AUGCAUUAGGGUAGGGACAGAACAAAAAUGGAUAGCUCAACUCAGUUGACAAUAUUAGCAAACUAGGCAUUCUCUGAUGCAGCUGAUGAGAUAAACUAUUUAGCAUCGCUUGAUCCCCAGGAAUUUUACUCAUUUAGCAUAAAUCUUCACAGCUUGAGACUAUAUGAAUUGACUAUUGUAACCUAUAAUAUUCGAGUACCAAUACUAUUGUAGAAAGAUGAAAUUUUUGUUAAGACUGAGAUCAAUGAGGACUUCCUGAUGCCUAGAGAGAAUAGAAAGUCCAAAGCAAUCGAAGAAGUAAAUUAAAGAGUUUAUGAUAUGAAGUCACAUUUUCUGGGUGAAAGGACGACACAACCUUAGAUCGAGGUGUAAGCUGAAACGAAAUGGCAGUCAAAAGGAUACCCAGUCGAGAAAAACGGGGCAGAAAUAUUCUCUACUAAGCAGCUAGACCAACCAAUAUCCUAUUUGAUGAUUGAAUUCUUGGCAGUCGCUAUCGGCCCAAAGCAUUGUGAUUUUGAACUUCGUGACUACAGAUCAGGAAAACCAAUGGGUCGAAUCUUUUUCGACAUAAGUGUAGCCUAAUUAUAAAUGAUUGAAGUGGAUUUGCAUGACUUAACUUGCAAGUUCAAUCAUAAAGAAGAUAGACCACUUUAUACUUAAUUCAAAGCGAUGCAUAAUAAUGACAUCCCGAAAAUCAGUGAGCCAACAGCAACAUAAACGGGUAAGUUUAAGAAAGAUAAAAAUUAAACACAUUUCAAAUGGAAGCACUCAGAUAACCUUUUUGAGACGCAAGCUGUUCAAUAAGAAGUCAGUUUAGAAAGUCUCAAGAAUAGUACACUACAAUUGCUUGUGAAGAUUGAUGGAACUUAUACAGACUAACAAAAAGCGAGGGUUCUUGAAAAGGUGGAAAUUAUGAAUAGAAAAUCCAGAUUAUCUGAGGACUAGUCUAAUGCCUAAGAUGGUUAGGAAGAUAUGCCUUUCAUUAUUGAAGACCUAGCGCAAAACAACGAGUCUCAAACAUUCCAAGAUAAGCCAAGUGAACAUUUUUUAAUGGCUCCCAAAGAGGAAACGAUCGAUCGUAUAAGACCUUAUUCUCCAUAGAACUAAAAGAAUAGAAACUAGUCAGUGCUGCUGAAUUUUGAGUAGAAAAGUAAUCUGUUCCUUGAACUUACAAAGAAUAAGUCUGUGCUUAACUAAAAUGGAGACAGUAGUCCAGUAACUGGAGAUAUGAGAAGGUCAAGGUCCAUAAAAAGUAAUAUGCAGAGAAAUGGCAAUGUCAUGACAGAGGCCAAAGACUAUUACAAAUCCUACAGCAAAGUUGAUGACAGACUUGCAACUGAGACAGAUCUAGUAGGUGAGUGCUACCUAGGGUUUUCAAAGUUGUUGCAAUCAGAGUACAGACAGUAUGAGAGAAAGGAAUCUUUUAUACUGUAGAACAAGAUGAGUUUCGUUUAUAAGUAAAACUUAAGUCAGAGUUUUAUGUCAAAAGGCAACAGCGAGUAUAAUGGUGGUGCUAAAGCCAGACUUGAGUUCUCACUCUCUUAAUCAGAGAAUCCUUCUAAGAAAGCUAAAAACGAGAAGAAGUCCUUUUAAGAGCAGCUUUGGUUUAUGGGCAAGGUAAUUGGCUCAAUCAAGGGAAACUUCAAAGUGACUAACAUUCCUAUUAUGCAAUAGAUGGCUCUCGGGAUCUUAACAGAAAAGGGCAUAGUGAUGAAUCAGAUACCAAUGCUCAUAUAAGAUGGUGAGUCUGGCAGUAUCAUUAAUUCUAUGAAGAGAUCUCAGAAAAAUGAGAAAAUUACAUAGCUAAUCGACUUGACACAGCAAUUAAAGAAACUUGACAUUCAAAAGUAGAAAGCUAGAAUGGCAUCAAAAUAAAACAAUGAAAAAGAGAAAAUAUUGCACGAUAUCUAGGUAUUAAUCAAAGACGAUCACAAGCAUGUGAACUCCUCGAUCUUCAAGUACCAAGAUGAAUUAGACCUCAUUCGUGGGCAGUAUGCCUUAAUUGAGCUAGCUUUCCAUUGUCUUAUGUUUGCUGAGAAUGUGAGAUAUGAGUUUAAGCGCGACUACUAUGAAAUCCUUUAGUUUAUUAUGAACAGAGGAGAACUCAAGCUCAACCAUCUAGCACUGUCUAGUGAUAUGCUUCAAUAGUCUAGUACUGGCAAUAAUAAGUAAUAAACGGAAUCUAGCAAGGAAAGCAACUCUAAUCUGCCAUUUGAAAAGAUCAAGCAAGAAAAGAUCAAAGUAGCCUAGUUCUAUUAAAAGCUACUGUUCUAAACACUUGAUGAUUGUCUCACCAAAUUCUGCCGGAAAGAUGUUGAACCAUACAUGAGAUCAUAUUUAGAGAAUCAGAUCUCUCUUGGAUUUUUCAGAGUGCCUAAGUUCUAAACUAUAUUCCUAGAGUGUCUGAAAAAUGAAGACCAGGAGAUGUUCAUUCAAGAGUGGAAAGGAGUGAAUUGGGAUUUGAAUGACAAGAGUGAGUAUGUGAAUCAAGGCUUAAUUAAACUAUUCGACUGGUAACUGCACUUUUUCCAACAUAUCCCUACCUCACCUGAAGUUGAAGACGCAAACAGAUGCCUGAGACGAGUAGAGGUCAACUAAAAAUGGCAGACCAGAAUCAAGAAAAGAUCAGUUGCCUACUUCUAAAUCAUCAGGAACUGGUCUGAAUUCAUUUAGAAGACUGUGCAAACUUAUUCUCUAUUUUGGCAGGACAUUCCAGGAUAUAGAUACAUUCUAAAGUCUAUAAUAAUAGAGAUGAAAACUAGACCUGUGAAUGAAUACCCAGAUCCAUUGAUUGACGCCACUCUCGCUCUAAUCAACAAUAGUUCCUUGCUCACAGUCUUUGUUCAGAUUGUAUUCUUGAAGACUAAUGCGUAUGAUUCAGAAACCUUGCAGUCAACAAUGUCUUUAGUCCUAAAAUGGAUUAAUCAAAUUGAAAGAAUGGGAUUGUAAUUCCCUUCUAACUUUGACUUCCCAUUCUUUUUUAAGGGCAUUUUGAUCUCACUUGAGAUAGAUCACUCUAUAACAAUCCCAAGAACCAUGUAUGUACUCUACAAAACUCUGCAUUUCCUGCCAAUUGACCAGAGAAGUUUCAUCAUCAAUGAAGUAUUAUCUAAGUUCUUCUAUAAACUGUUCUUCUCAUGGUCUUAUACAGUUAGAGAUGUCUUCAUGUCCUUACUUCUUUAUCAAAUUGAGUAUGCCUACUUCCAUAGAACCACUAGCUAUCUAGGGAUGAUGGAAUAGUCAUUCGUUAGAAGCUUCAAAGAGGAAUCUCAAACAUUGUAGAGCAGUGGUUCAUUGGUUCAGAAGGAACAUAUUAGGAUGAGCAGAUAGAAGUCACUAGAUGUUAUUAAAAACAGCAUCAAACAGUAUAAACAAAUUCUAGAGUAAAAUCCUAAUGACGCUGUUGAGGCUUUUGAUAGAUAAAUUAAUUUGAGAAAUAGUAGAAUCAGUGAACUUGGAAGACAUCAUUUCAUUACUCAGAAGACAACAGUAAUGAGUACAAAUCUUGAUGCCCAAAUAGACAUGCCUACUUUAUAAAAUAGCAGUUCUGCAAAUGAUAAAGUGUUAAUUGGAAGAAAUAGCCAAUAAACUUAAAUACUUUAAGGAUUCAUCAGAGAUCACAACGUCUACAGAAGAAAAAUCAAAGAGAUAUUGGUGCUGGAGCAAUACUUUAAUCAAUAGGAUGAAUUCAACAAGUCAAGCUCUAAGAGUUUCAAUUAAUUAUAAAGUGCUAGUUUCAUGAUGGCUUAGUCAAACCAAAUAAACAAUACUGAGUCAUUAUCUAGAGAAAAUUUCAUGAUUGACAUAAGUUCUGACAGUUCAACAGAUAAAUCAGCCAAAAUAAUUGAGUGUAUUCCAAAGGAACUCAGAGUUUAUAUCAAACAUGCUUUGAAGGAUUUCAUAAGGAACGAGGAGGAGUUUGAGGAAUGGAAAAAGAGUCUCCAUUUGAAGCCUAGCACUGAUUUCAUUAGCAGUUUGCCAGACUUCAACAUGGAGAAAAGCAUGCCUGUUGAAGAUGAUGAAAACCUUGAAAAAGCAGAAGAAUGGUGA
This is a messenger RNA of Stylonychia lemnae, 4050 nucleotides long. The record is from the annotation of a GenBank genome assembly. Lineage: Eukaryota; Ciliophora; Spirotrichea; Sporadotrichida; Oxytrichidae.